AGUCAAGCAAACCGGCAGCGAUCACUGUGACAGAGGAGUGGAGAAAAGUGAACACCGGAGAGAUGAUCUGGAUUGUUCCUGUGCUGGUUCUGCUCUGUUUGCUCUUCACACACCGUUGGAGAUACAGCAAAGAGCCACCUCUUGAAAGGGGAAUAAUCCCAUGGUUGGGUCAUGCACUUGAGUUUGGAAAAGAUGCAUCCAAGUUCAUUACUCGAAUGAAGCUGAAAAAUGGCAACAUAUUCACUGUGCAUGCUGCAGGCCGCUACGUGACCCUGUUGCUGGAUCCACAUUCUUAUGACGAAAUCAUCAAUGAUCCAGAUUCUCUGGAUUUUGGGCGCUACGCCCAAGUGCUAAUGGAGCGUAUUUUUAACCUGCACCUCCCACUUUACCAGCCAGAGAAAGCCAAGGCCAUGAUGAAAAGGCACUUCAUGGGAUCGAGUUUGUCAACACUUAACAGCAGCAUGAAUCGAAAUAUGGAGAUUCUGCUGAAAAGCGAGAUGCCACACAACCAGAGGAACUGGAAGCAGGAGGGCUUGUUUCACCUUUCCUACAGCUUACUCUUUAAGGCAGGAUACCUGACGCUGUUUGAAGGAGAGCAGAACAACAACUGUACAGAUCCUUCAAGAGUUUAUGAGGAAUACAAGAAGUUUGAUGGCCUCUUGUGUGGUCUGGCAAGAGGGAGUCUGAGAAAAGAGGCGAAGGCGACUGCUUAUGCCUUACAAAGAAAGCUCUGGGAGCUCCUGGCUCCAGCAGGUCUGGGGAAGAGCUCCGGGUCAAGCCCUUGGCUCCACGCCUACAGACGGCUUCUUCAAGAUGAUGGAGUGGAUGAGGAAACACAGAGAAGGGCCGUGCUGAUGCAACUCUGGGCCACACAGGGUAAUGUGGGUCCAGCUGCAUUUUGGCUUCUGGGCUAUUUGUUGACAAACCCUGAAGCCCUGAUGGCAGUGAAGAGGGAGUUUGGCCAGAUCUCACAGAUGGAGAGUUCAGGGACUCCUCUCCUGGACAAAACCAUGAAGACCCCAGUGUUUGAUAGUGUCUUGGAAGAAACUCUUAGACUCACUGCUGCCCCGUUUAUAACAAGAGAGGUUGUUCGGGAGAAGACUCUUCACAUGGCUGAUGGCCGGGAUUACCUGCUAAGAAAAGGAGACAGGGUGUGUUUGUUCCCUUUUGUCAGCCCUCAGAUGGACCCAGAGAUCCAUCCUGAGCCACAGAAAUUCAAGUUUGACCGCUUCCUGAAUAAAGAUGGAUCAGUAAAAAAGGACUUUUACAAAGAUGGGAAGAAGCUAAAAUAUUACACCAUGCCAUGGGGCGCAGGGGCCAACGGUUGUGUAGGACGGCAGUUUGCCAUCAAUACCAUCAGACAAUUUGCUUACAUGUUGCUGACCAACUACGAUCUGGAGCUCUGUGAUCCGAAUGCUCAGAUUCCGAAAGCAGAUGUCACCCGUUAUGGAUUUGGGAUGUUGCAGCCUGUGGGAGACUUGCUUGUUAGAUAUAAACCAAAAGAAGCAUGAUCAUUUUCAUUGAUCUUUUUUUUUGUUUCAUUGUUAAUAUUGUACAUAACUUUUUAUACAUCUGUAUUUAUUUUUUGGUAUAAGAACAUUGUUUUUUUAUUUAUCAAUAA
Molecule: messenger RNA, 1621 nt
Organism: Cyprinodon variegatus (sheepshead minnow)
Lineage: Eukaryota; Metazoa; Chordata; Actinopteri; Cyprinodontiformes; Cyprinodontidae
Product: prostacyclin synthase-like
Exons: 10
Coding region: 63-1511 (482 amino acids)
Biological process (GO): prostaglandin biosynthetic process
Molecular function (GO): prostaglandin-I synthase activity; heme binding; iron ion binding
Source: RefSeq, a predicted model, not a curated record